Molecule: messenger RNA, 1624 nt
Organism: Botrytis byssoidea
Lineage: Eukaryota; Fungi; Ascomycota; Leotiomycetes; Helotiales; Sclerotiniaceae
Exons: 2
Coding region: 115-1308 (397 amino acids)
Source: RefSeq, a predicted model, not a curated record
GUAUAAUACUCAUGGUUCUCAUGUAGUACUGAGCGUACUAGAUUUAUUAAUAUCGCAUCAUAUAUUAAUUGGCGUCUCAUCAUUCUCUAAAUAAGUCAUUCUUGUGUCUUUACUAUGGCAGUGGUAUUCGCGAAGUCACCUCUCGAACGUGUUGGUUUGAGUCAAGGAGCUGUGAAUGGCGUUCAAAGCAUAGUCAAUUUACAAUUUCGAAAGGAACAUCGUGCUCUCUUGACAAUCUUGGAUGAUUUGAGAACUAAGGUAGAUAAGACAUCUGCAGAUGCAGAACGACGAUUUGAGGAAUCCCAAAAGCAAUUGAAGAAUACUGAGAAUCGAUUGGAGAAGUUGGAAAAUGAGUGGAGAGAUUUGAUACAGAAAAGCAAAGGGUGGGAGGGUGAAGUGAAGAGUUUGAAGGAAGAGAUGGAGAGGUUGAGUGGUUUGAUGGGCUUACAAACUGCAUCUGCAAAGCCGAUUCUUGCUCAAAAUGGUUAUACAGAGUUGCAAAAGAGUCAGUCGUUGGCUGAAACUGUUUUGUUUGAUCAUGGUCUAGAUGUCGCUGGUCUGCAGCAAUUGCCAAUGCCAUCUGCCAUCGCUUCUCCUUGGGGAAAUACCACUGCGCUUGAGAAACGUAUGUCUACAUCUACUGCAAAGCAGCCUCAACCAGCUUCACAAUUCGUUUCAGCCUUGUCGCCACAAAUCAAUACAUCCCUUGUUGGCCGCAGCCCUCGUACGCCAAAUAGACGCCAAUCAAGUCAAGCAAUCUCACCACUCGCGCAUGAUGGUUCUAUGAGUCCACCCCUCGCCCCUCGACUACCACUCGUAGCUACUACACCGACAAACAAGAGAGUCCCACCACCAUCAAGCAAGCCAUUACCAAAUACGACAUCCCGCAAAGCUGCCCAUCCCCCUUUCUGGAUCAAUAUCUCGCAGGCCCCUGAUCAAACUAUCGAGGCCUACCUAGCUCAGGCAACAGAAUACAACAACGCGAUCAAAUUACGCAAGUCUCGAUUCGAGUUCAUUGCAAGGUUCAUCCGAGGAUUGCGGAAUGAGAAUGAUCGCGCUAUCUUGCUCAAGCAGCUGCAAAAGAAAUUCCAAUCCCGAACUACAAAGGACGGAUUCAUGGAGGUUAUGUGUAGAUUUUCUGAUGUGGGAGAGGGAUUGCUGGCUGCUGGGUUGAUUGCUGGAAGUGGAGGUACGAAUGGGAAGAGAGGUAGUCAUGAUGCUGGUAUGGAUCGUAGCGAGGUAGAUGCAUCGCAUCAGAAGAGAAGAAAGACUUUGGAAUCUCAAUUGUCGAAUGAUGAUGAGUUGUAAGAUAUCCAUCAACUUGCUUGGCUUCUUUGAAGGGAAUAUUGGCUUGAAAUGGCGGUACAAACUUUGUGGAUGUGGAAGAGAAUAAUCGUGUCUGUCAUCGUCAACGUGGCAUGCUCGGAUGUUAUGCAGAGAAGAUAGAUGAUGGGUUUAUAUUGAAAACUUAGCUAAUACAUAGAACUUGAGCUUUAGAUGCUCGGAUAUAAUAGCACAUACGUCUCGCUACGCUAAUAAUACCAUACAAAUCUAGAUUAAUGCUCGCUUGUAUAUAACACCUCAAUUCUUACGCUGAAAAGAUAUGUCAAAGAUCCGUCUCCGU